AUGUACCCACAAAACCAUAAUCUGAGCUUACACACAGGCACACAACACCUUCAACAUCUCAAAGCCCUCUACUUGCAAGGCCAUGAUCUAAACCAACCUGAGCCUACUCCAUCCAAGGCUCUUAUGAAUGAAGAAGAAGAUUGGCCCCUUCCUGAAGAAAGGAGUUGAUACAAUUUUGUAUUCUCAGAGACCGAAGAGAAGGAAAAUGAAAUGAAUGAGGAGGAUAUUGAGAGAUUGUUAAGGACAGAUGUAGAGGGGCUGGAAGUGACCAAGGAUAAUUAUGGAGGAAGGCUACAGGAGAAGUAUGAGGAGAUUAAAGAGGUUGAGGGAAGGGAGGGUGGAAGAGAUAAGGGGUUCUUGAUAUAGUUCUGAAGCAAGUAUCGGAUGUUGGAUCUUUGGGGAAUUCAAGUGAGUCUUCUGUUGUUACUGGGAUGAAUAGUUUUAGAAUUGUGCCUUUCUUGGAAGAGAGGCUUGGAAGUUCAUUUUAUGAAGAGCUUUAUGAUGAGAACAAACAAAACAAAGGGAGAGGAAGACCAAGAAAUUUUAGCAAUAUCGAUGAGGAUGUAAUAUGGUCAGUAGUACUUGGUAAUGUCUCCAAGAGAGCAAAUAAGAAGCCAAGUAGACAGAGAAGAGAUGGCAAAGUUGCUUCGAUUUGUAGGAAUGCAAAGAAAGUUUGUAUUGAUAUUCUCAAAUACAUUAGCUCGAGAGCUAACUACAAAUCUACUGACAUCAAAGAGGUUAUUAAAGCUUAUGCUGAAGCCUUCACUGUUGGAUUUCUACCCAUCAUCUUUGAUAACGAAAUUGUUGAAGAUAAGAUUAGAUUGUUCUGCCAAUUCAUAGUUCUCGCUUACCCUGAGUCUAAAGUUGAAAGAAUAAUUUCCUUGUUAAACGAAGCCAAUUAUCUAUCUUUUGAUGAAUGCAAAACCUUACUUCAUCAAAUCAAGAUAAGAAAAUUGUCCUCAAAAGCUAGCUUUCAAGACAUUGCUAGACAAAACAUAUGCUUUAAAAACAUUAUUAUAAAGUUAUUGUCUAAGCUUGACUCAACCAACCUCAAGGACAAACAAGGCUACAAAUCCGUCUUAUCAUCACUCCUCCCUCCAAACACCCCAUCCCCCAUCCUCCAAUCCAGCCUUUAAUCACCUAAAAAUUCCACCACUCCCACCACCACUCCCACCAUCCCUUCCAAAAUCCCCAAAUCUCCCCACUCACCCCCUCAUUCCUACAUCCACCACUU
Moneuplotes crassus is the source of this 1234-nucleotide messenger RNA. Lineage: Eukaryota; Ciliophora; Spirotrichea; Euplotida; Euplotidae. The record is from the annotation of a GenBank genome assembly.